Silurus meridionalis is the source of this 3163-nucleotide messenger RNA. RefSeq names its product flotillin 2b (gene flot2b). Gene Ontology annotation, biological process: regulation of myoblast differentiation; protein localization to plasma membrane. Gene Ontology annotation, cellular component: plasma membrane. Lineage: Eukaryota; Metazoa; Chordata; Actinopteri; Siluriformes; Siluridae. The transcript is spliced from 11 exons. Bases 161 to 1447 code for a protein of 428 amino acids. The record is from RefSeq and is a predicted model, not a curated record.
UCUGUGAAGAUAAGCAUUUCCGCAUCAGGGCGGGGCGCGCGCUUUGCUUUCAAGGCUUUUCUUAUAGUAAACAAAACAUUAUAUAAUAAUAAACACACAAUCCUGAUCUGUCACCCGGUUUAUCUGCGAUAUUUAGUUUUUUUUAAUACUACAUGCGAUUAUGGGCAGCUGCUUGACUGUAGGACCGAAUGAAGCCCUUGUUGUAUCAGGUGGCUGUUGUGGCUCGGACCAGAAGAAGUAUAUGGUGGGUGGAUGGGCUUGGGCAUGGUGGUUCCUCACAGACGCACAAGCACUUACACUCGAGAUUAUGACUUUACAACCCAAGUGUGAAAGCGUGGAGACGGCGGAAGGUGUGGCCAUUACAGUCACCGGAGUGGCUCAGGUAAAGGUAAUGACUGACCGUGACUUGCUGGCUAUCGCUUGUGAGCAGUUUUUGGGGAAGACUGUAAUGGAAAUCAAGGCUGUGGUACUGCAAACCCUGGAGGGACAUUUACGCUCCAUAUUAGGUACUUUAACAGUUGAACAAAUCUACCAGGACCGAGACAAAUUUGCCCAACUGGUGCGUGAGGUCGCAGCUCCUGACGUGGGCCGAAUGGGCAUCGAGAUCCUGAGCUUCACCAUCAAAGAUGUGUACGAUAAGCUGGACUACCUGAGCUCGCUGGGGAAAACGCAGACGGCUGCUGUGCGGAGGGACGCAGACAUUGGCGUAGCUGAGGCCGAAAGAGAUGCAGGAAUUAGAGAAGCCGAGUGCAAGAGAGAAAUGAUGGAUGUGAAGUUCCUCGCUGACACCAAAAUGGCCGACUCCAAGAGGGAGCUGGAGCUGCAGAAAGCAUCGUUUAACCAAGAAGUGAACACCAAGAAAGCCGAGGCUCAGCUGGCGUACGAGCUCCAGGCAGCGAAGGAGCAGCAGAAGAUCCGUCUGGAGGAGAUGGAGAUCGAGGUGGUGCAGAGGAAGAAGCAGAUUACCAUUGAGGAGAAAGAAAUCGUCAGGACGGAGAAGGAGCUGAUCGCUACAGUCAUGCGCCCUGCGGAGGCUGAGGCAUACAAAGUGCAGCAGCUGGCUGAGGGCCAGAAGAUGAAGAAGGUGUUGCUCGCACACGCAGAGGCGGAGAAGAUCAGGAAGAUUGGAGAGGCCGAGGCCAAAUCUAUUGAGGCAGUGGGCAAAGCCGAGGCAGAGAAAAUGAGGCUGAAGGCAGAAGCCUAUCAUCAGUAUGGAGACGCGGCGCAGACCGCUCUGGUUUUGGAGGCGCUGCCGAAGAUUGCUGCCAAAGUGGCUGCCCCUCUCUCCAAAACCAAUGAGAUUGUGAUUCUAAGCGGAGAAGGCAGCAAAAUGACCGGGGAAGUGAGUCGCCUACUAGCCGAGCUGCCUGUGUCCGUCAACGCCCUUACAGGAGUGGAUCUGUUCAAGAUCCCCCUGCUGCAGAAGAUGACCAAUUCCCAAGCCUGAGACACAAGCCUGUUUAGAUCUUUCUUUCUUCCCAAUAUGUUUUAUGCACUCACUAUGAAUGCCUUUGGAACACUAAAAAGUUCAGAAAUGAGUUUUGAUACCUCUGGUGCCUUAAUGUUUUAUAGGACCAGAAUAUUUGCAUGUAUUGCUGCUCCUCAUUUCCUGUUCAUGUUGUUAUUAUUUAUUUGUGACUGAUUAUCAUACACAUGUUUUUCUUUUAUUGUACUAUUGUAUUUUAUAUGCAUGUGAACCCAUGUCAGUUCUAGUUUAUUUUUUACUAUAUGUUAUGGACAUGUUUAUUAGACGUUUAUCUGCACGUGUACUGUAGGCAGCUGCCGAUGUUCUUGAUGAGCGUACAGUUAUUCAGGAAAUGCUACAAUUGCCACAUGCAUUAAAGUCUACAGAGUAGGAUUUGAAGGCAAUUUUCUGGUCCUACAGAUAACGUCUGUUGUACUCUUAGAUGCAAUCAACCAAGUGCUACUUCUUUAUACUUCUCUCUUCUCAGUCUAUAUCAUCAGCCAGACAAUUAUCUAGAUAGGAACUCACAAGAGAAGCGCAGGUGUUUCUACGUGGACUGUGUUACCUUUUGAUAAUUUUUUUAUUUGUUCAACUGACUCAGCAUUCUAUUAGUGAAAUAAUCAUUAGUGACUAAAAAGCAUUUUGCAUUCUGAUGUGUUAUGGAUAUGGAGGUUUCCUAUAUUAUGAACCCAGAUGUUAAAGGAUCGCAGGUUCUAAUUACGUUGGUCUGAUUCUAAUUACAGUGAGUUCGAGGCUGCCCAUCAGCCAAUCCGAUGAUCAGAAAUACCACUACAUUUAAGCAGAGUACAUAGUUUUUAAAUAUCACGCUGAACCAUUGAGGAGCUCUCUCGUAGCACAGCUAUUUGAACUGACAACCUCCCUGUUACAACUGCAGAUCCUUCUCUGCAGAGCUGCCACUAUGACUUACAUUUUAUUGUUUCCUUUUAUUUAUUUUACAUGCUAAUAUCCUGUGUUACAUUAUAUUGUAUGUAUAGCCGUUGAAGUGUCUACAUGAUAUCUGUGAUCUGUCACUGUGAAAGUAAUGUCCUUUUACUUCUUUUUCCUGACUUUUUUAACGUGUAUUGUGCCACGCUCUGUCGUGUUGUGAGCGAAAGUAACGGUUUUAUCCUUGUCGUUAAAUUCGUUUCUUAUAAACUAAUGUUGAAUACAGACAAUGGAGCCAAGAAAUCAGUCCUUUGUUGUUAAAUGAUUCAUUUAUGUGAAAAAACACUAAAACAAACCAAAAACAGACAGUUUUUCCUGUUUGUCUUAUCGGCACACACACACAGAGAAGAGUUUAGUGGCAAACGAUCACUUUGUGUUUUUGACAGAACAUUUCCUUAAAAAUGAAAAAAGUCUGCUCUUGAAGUGAAGUGAAGCUUUCCAGUCAGGCCACACACAUUUCAGGGCUGAUUUAUGUUACUGCUCUGUUUCUAAUGAGUUUUGGUCUGGACUGUUAAAGCCAUAGCAUUUUAAAUCAUUACAUCAUUUUAGACUAUAUGUCAUUUGGAUGCCAUUUUCUUCUGAAAUGUAUUGUUCACGCUUUUUCAAACCGAUGGCGUUUUUUCAAAAGCCGGAACUCCCAACAAUGUGUGUCGUUUAUUAGAUCCCAAAAUGUACCGACAUUUUUACUGACAUUGAACUGUGCAUGGUUCUUUUGCAUGUGUGUUCAAAUAAAAUAAAUGUUAAGUGCUCAGA